Branchiostoma belcheri (Belcher's lancelet) is the source of this 1195-nucleotide messenger RNA. RefSeq lists its product as uncharacterized. The coding region runs from base 92 to 688 and encodes 198 amino acids. The transcript has 4 exons. The record is from RefSeq and is a predicted model, not a curated record. Lineage: Eukaryota; Metazoa; Chordata; Leptocardii; Amphioxiformes; Branchiostomatidae.
GUCAUGAGGUGGAACUCUGCUCGGUUUUCGUCGCUUUUUUACCAGAUUUCGCCGUAAUUUCCCGCUUUUCUGUCAGAACUACGGCUGCAAGAUGAGCGGGGGGAGUUCCAGUAAGGCCCAGAAGGAAAUGGCGCGAAGUAUUGUACAGAAGCUUCGGACCGCGGGGGUCCGACUUGUGGCCCUGGACUGGGACCGUACGAUCAUCACAGUGCACACCAAGGGAUGCUGGGAGGACAGCCCCAGCAAGCUGGCGAAGCACGUCCGGCCGUGCUUUAAGUACUUCAUCGCGGCGUGUCUCGACUCCACCCUGCACCUGUGUGUCGUGACCUUCAGCUCACAGUCUGCGCUCAUCAAGGACACGCUAAAAAUAGCCAUCCCACACAGUGACACGAGUGCAAUCAUUAUCCGAGGGAACACGAAGGACUGGGGGAGGAUCCAGGGUGUACCGAUCCUCGGCAAGCAGCAGCACAUCGCAUCCGCCAUGCGCGAGGUCACGUCAAAACGACACCAGGUGAUCCAGCCAGGUGAGGUCCUCCUGAUGGACGACGACACAGAGAACCUGAAGAUCGCGGAGACAUUCGGACACCGCGCCUUCUUCAUCCGGGACGACAUGGCCAUGGAACACUUCUCUGACUGUGUCACGGAACACUUACCCAACAACACCAAACCUGCAGGAGACAAGGACUAGCGCAGAAAGAACGAUCGCGGGAUUCGCGCGAAACACUCGCAAGAAUCGCAUUCUUGGGAGAGAGAAAGAGUGAACACUCGCGAUAUUUGUGUUCUUGAGAGAGAGGAGAGAGAGACUUGUGACCAAGAGGAGUAAACUUUCUAUCCAACACUAAGUAAAUUGGGACUUACCACCCAAAUUUUGACUUACCACUCCGUCAGCCUUGUUUAUCAGUCGAAAAUUUGGGUAAGUCCCAAUUUACUUAGUGUUGGGUAGAAAGUUUAGCCCUUUUGGUCAUAAUGAAGUAUACCAACACGGACGAACUUUCAUGCUGAGACUGAGAGACUUUGUUUUGUAUAGAGACUAUAGAUUGAGUGUAGAGAGCAGUCAAGAGACUGAGAAACGCAGUCUUGGAGGAGUCUUCACUUCACAUAGUUUUUAUCUUGAAGGAAUCUUCAGGCUGAGGUCUUGAAAAAAGAAAUCUUCACAUAGUUAAUCUUGAAGAAAUCUUGAGGCCGAGGUCUUGAA